AUGCCGUCUCUUCAAGAAAGCAAAUUGGCCUUCAUCGGCGGUGGCAACAUGGCCUCCGCCAUCAUUGGUGGUCUGGUGAGCAAGGGUGUCAACAAGCAGAACAUCUGUGUCUCCGAGCCGUGGGAUGUCAACCGCGAGAAGAUGGCCGCCCUGGGUGUGCGCACCACCACCUCCAACGUCGAGGCCGGCGGUGAUGCCGAUCUCAUUAUCAUUGCAGUCAAGCCGCAGGUCACUAAGGGGGUGUGUGAGGAGCUCGGCGCCGCCUGGUCGCCGCGAGAGUCACUGCCCGUGGUCGUCAGUAUUGCCGCCGGUAUCACCCUGGACAGCUUGCAGAAGUGGCUCACGACCAGCGAUGGACGUACCGCUCAUACUGUCCGAGUCAUGCCCAACACCCCCGCACUGGUCGGCGAGGGUGCGUCCGGUGUUUACGCCAGCAAGGAUGUCACCCCGGCUGAGAAGGAGCUUGUCAAUGCUUUGCUUGGCAGUGUGAGCAAAGCUACCGAGUGGGUUGAGCGUGAGGAUCUGCUUGAUGUUGUUACUGGUCUGUCCGGAUCUGGCCCUGCCUACUUCUUUGCUAUGGUUGAGCACCUUGUUGCAAGUGCUACAGCUCUUGGUUUGCCCGAGGAACAGGCUACUCGCCUGGCCACGCAGACUUGUCUGGGUGCGGGCAAGAUGCUUGUCGAGAGUGCCGACCCCCCUAGCCAACUGCGCAAGAAUGUUACUAGCCCUAACGGUACUACCCACGCUGCUCUCAUGAGCUUCGAGUCUCUCAACUUCAAGGACAUUGUCGACAAAUCUGGCGAUGAUAAUUCAGCGGCUUCGUUCGAGAAGACCCUAUCGACGUUGUCGACCAAGAUCGGUCAGGCGACCACGCAGCUGGACCAACAGCGCCAAUCCUCACGACGCUUCAAGGCCCUGUGGACGCUUUACUCAACCUUUGCCUAUCUGUUCUACUCUAUCAUUCUUGCCCUGAUUCUGGGAUGGGAAAGCUGGGGAAUCAAGGAAUAUGCAGCAAUCGGGGGUGGACCAGUCGUGAUUUACGCUGUUCGCACGACAAGCUCCAAGGUCUUCAACUACCGCAUCAACCGUCUCCAGCGCCACCUUGACGAUCUCCACAAGCAGCGUGAGGUGACAAUCGAGAAGCUCAAGGUUGCCACCAAGUACAACUCUACCCAGCAACUGCUAGAGAAAUACGGCGGCGCGUCUCCCGAACCAUCUCCCAACCGAAAGGCCUCCGGCGAGAAGCAGAAGUCUCCCCAGCAGCCACAGCAACCUGUUGCCCGCACUGGUCUUCCACCACCGCCAACCGCCAACAUCCGCCGUCCGCCUUCCUCCCCUCAGACCCCAACCAAUGCUCCAUCACCGCAACCCCCAUCAUCUCCACAGGAGUUAGCACGCGGCUCGCCGCAAUUCCAGCAACAGCCAUUCGCACCUCCCCCUUACCCCCAACAACCCACUGAGCAAGCCGAAUUUGCACCAAACGCCUACUCAACCAACGCAGGGCAAGGCGUCGAAUCACCACACUGGUACGACAGACUCCUCGAUGUCCUCCUCGGUGAAGAUGAAACCCAACCCCGCAAUCGAAUGGUGAUGAUCUGCACCAGCUGCCGGCUCGUCAACGGCCAAGCACCACCUGGAAUCAAGACACCGGAAGAACUUGGCCGCUGGCGUUGUGGAAGCUGUGGCGCUUGGAAUGGAAGCGAGAGCGAGACUAGCCAAAUGCUCACAACCUUGCGUCAGGAGAAUGCCCCGACGGAAGGGGCUUGGGAGCCUGUUUCCAAGGAUGAUGCUGAUACUCAGUCUUCCGAGGGCACGGAUGAGGCUGUUAUGGUUCCAUCUAGUGAAAAGGAACAGGCUGAAUCUGGUGGAUCGGAGGCUGAGGAGCGUGAAGCGGUGGAGGAGUCGACUGAGCCUGUGCGACGUUCUAAGCGUGGCGCGAAGGGUAGCAAGGGCAAGUAG
Molecule: messenger RNA, 1959 nt
Organism: Penicillium nucicola
Lineage: Eukaryota; Fungi; Ascomycota; Eurotiomycetes; Eurotiales; Aspergillaceae
Product: Pyrroline-5-carboxylate reductase
Exons: 4
Coding region: 1-1959 (652 amino acids)
Biological process (GO): L-proline biosynthetic process
Molecular function (GO): pyrroline-5-carboxylate reductase activity
Source: RefSeq, a predicted model, not a curated record